AUGUCGCGACAGCCUCUGACCAGGGAGACGGCCGACCCCAAUGCCGCUACCGCCGCGGCUUCGGCGUUCAUGCGCCGCGGCUCCAAUGCCUCGCUGUCGUCCGCCGCCGCCGCCGCGGCGUUGCGCGCGCGGCCCAUGACCCCGACCAACGUCGCCGAGGUCCAGUCCAAGCGCGCCGUCCGGAGGAGUCCCUCGGUGGCCUCCAUGCCCGGCGGCAAGGACCGCUCCCCGGGGAGCCAACUCCGGCGUACCCCCAGCGUCGGCUCCAUGAUCGAGCGGACCUUUCGGUCACCGUCCCCGGGCGGCCGAAGCCCGAUGCCGAGAGAGCGCAACGUCCCGCCCGUCCCGAACAUCCCCGACGACCACAUACUGGCGAGCAGGAAGGCUGCCGCAGGGGGACAGCGCAGGAGCGCACCGCCGCCGCUGCAGACGCAGCCAUUCAAGACGGCUAGUGAAAAGAUGAAAGGCGGCGGCCACCAUGGCUCGUGGUUUGGCGGUGCGACAGCCGGCGACGCGGCAAACGUAAGGAGGACCGACUCUGUGAUGCACUCGGCCACUUCUCCCGUCGAGCCGCGACCCGGCAGCGUCAGCCCCUCCAUCAACUUCUCAUACCCUCGGGGCCGCGUUCACUCCCCCUCGCCCUCCUUCGACGACCAGACCCUCGUUUACGACGCCAACUCGCGGCGGAUGGUGCCGCGGGGAGAGCUGCUGGCACGCUCGCAGAGCGUUCGUGAGGUCCCAGAACGGCCGAGGAAGAAGCAGCAGCAGCAGGAGCCCUCGAGAAGCGGCUCGCAUCUAGCAAAGGGGACCGUGGCCCGAACACAAGCCCCGGCUCUCGAGGCGCUGCCGGCCCAGCCGGCCCAGCCGAAGCAGCAGCUCCAACCCCAACCCCAGCCCGAACCAGAGCCCGUAGAAGAGGAGCCUGCUCCCGCACCGGCCCCGGUAGCUGCGGUUGCACCAGUCGCCACCGCAGAGCAGCCUCAGAGCCCGUCCAAGAAGAAGAAGAAAAAGAAGAAGAAGAAGGCGCAGCCUGCGGCAACCGAGACAUCCGCGGCCAUCGUGGCCGAGGCGCCGGCGAUGGAUCAUCAGGCUCAAGUACCCGACGAGCCGCGGACCGUUGCGGCUACAGAGCUGCCGGCGGCGGUACAACAACCGCGCCGUGAAGAGCCGAAGGAAGCACCACCGCAGCAGCCGAUAGCGCAGCCAGUUGCAGCAGAAGUCGCAGCCGUGGCCGCUACGCCGGUCGUCAAGGCCGCAGCCAAUGGGCAGGCCCGCGACCCCGGAGUCCAGCUGCAGAGCAGCCCGCGAGCCGCACGAGUGCAGUCCGAGAGCCCCGUCCGCUCGGCUCGCUUCGCCCCGGCGCACGACCAGCUCGCCGUCCGGCACGAGCCGCCCCCGCGGUCCGUCUCGCCUAGGAAGUCGGCCAUGAAGCUCUCGAGCCCUCGCGGCGUGUCUCCCUCGGACGAUGGCUCCGAGGUGUCGGCCAGGAAUCUGAGCCCUCCGCGCGCCGAGGAUCCCGCCGUCUCUCGCAAGAAGAGUGCACGCGUUAGCUGGGAUGAUCGGAACACGGUCGUGGUCGGCGAGUCGGUCCAGCCUCACGAGACCGAUUCGCCCGUCGUACCGAGCCCCCAGUCUAAGAAGCCCUGGCACAACAUCGUCACCAAGUACACCAAGAAGGAGCCCUCCAAUCUAGACGAGGACGAGACGAUGACGCCUCGACCCGCGUUACCGCUGUUUGGGAGCGUGCGUGAGAAGAAGUCGAAAGAGGCCGAGGAGCGGCCCUUGGUGCGGCCGUCAGAGCGGACGUGGUCUGGCGCAGGCGAGACGACGGAUGCCGGCCAGUCGUCCGACGCCGCCAUCGGGGCCGUCCUGAGCCAGGACCAAGCAUCCAGAAACGCGGCCAACAUCUCCAAGUACCGAGAGCCUUUGCCUCCCAUCGUACAGUCGAGGGAGGGUGAUAGCCGGGGCGACGACCUGGUAUCCGACUCAGAGGACGACUUGGACACCGACGGCACCACCGAACUGGACGACGCGACCGCUGCGACGACACCCAGAACCACGCAGCUUCUCACUCCCGAACCGACGACCCCCACCAAGGCCGCGUUCGGCGCCGAGGCCACUGACGGCGAGGUCCCGACCAUUUCCGUACAGCAACCCAGUCCUCGCCCACAAGAUCCCAAGGACAACGCAUUCAGCGGCGAACAGCCACACGACGUUCCAGGGACGUUCCCUCACGAGGACUCGCCUGUCGAGCCUACCAGUGUACAAGAUGUGCCACUCACGCACGCCGUGUCCACGGAUGCGUUGCCUCCUGCUCAGCCCAUCGAGCCCGCCGAGUCCAUCGAGUCCCCGAGCGCCGCGGCGGCCCCCGUUAUGGACGACAUCACGGAGGAAGAGGAAGAGACGGACCGCUGCAGCGUGUACAGCGAUGCUUACGAGGACCUGGAGGAGGUCAACGGCGACGGCUUCAUGUCGCUGGACGCCGUCGUGGAGAGCCCAGCCGGAUCCAAGAUGGCUAAGAAGAUCCAGGAGCAGGUUAUGGCUCAGCCGGCAGACGAGGCUCGUGAGUCCCGUGAGUCGUCAGGUUCGCCCAUCCCACCGGCACUGGCCCAGUCAUCCAACGACUGGGAGAAUGCCAAGGCGUAUUGGAGGAGCCUGUCGACGGAGCAGCGCCGCCAGCUCGAGGUGGAGGCGCUUUCAGAGACGGGCGAGGAGGCCGACGUGGAACAGCCCGCGACCCCGGACGGCAAGAGGACGAGCGCCUACGCCAGCGUCGAGGACAGCCCUGUUUCCAUCACCAACCACAGAACCUACCAGAUCGUGCCAGGCACGAAGUGGUCCGACAAGGAGUCCGAGGUCGCUGCCAUGACGGCGUCUGCUCUGGCGGCGCAGCCCAAGACGCGCCCCGUCAGCGUCCCCAAGCUUCGACAGUCCAUGCGAAGCGAGCAGCCCGCCCCCGCCGCUCAGGCCGGCCAACAGACGGGCAGCAUGAGAAAGUCGAUGAGGGCAAACGCCCCGGGCCCGGCCUCGACGCCAGAGAAGCGAGCGAGGCAGUCACGGCAUUUCGAGCCUGAGCCCAUCCCGGCUGCGGCGUCUGCCGCGGGCGCCGGCAUGAGGAAGUCGUUGCGACAGAGCGCCUCGAAUGGAGACACACUCCGGCCGUCGCUGUCGCAGUCCGGCCGGCCGGUGUCCUACAACCCCCCGCCCAGCGUCGAGCCGUUCAGGUCCCACAAGCGCAACCUCUCGGCCGAUAACCUCGCCCCGGCGGGCGCGCUGAAGCCAAGCCUCCGACGCAAGGGGUCGGACGACAGCGUGAGCAGCUUCAAGCGGGCUCGCGCCAGCUCAAACACGGAGCACGGGUUCAGGAUGUCGAUGCGCGCCACGCCCCAGGAGCCGCCGUCCCCCUCGGCCCGGGGAAGCGGCCGCUUCAGCCUCCGCUCGUUGUCACCGCCGGCCUUCCGCCGCACCUCGAUGAACGCCACGCCCGUGGGAGUCAGCUCCUUUGGCGCCGGUCGCAUGCGCCAGUCUCUGCGCGCGGAAUCGGUCGACGCCAGCAAGUCGCGCCUGUCCGUGAGCAAGAGAUCAUCGGGCAUCUCGAAAGGCAAGCGCAGGAGCGCCAGCCGCUUUGCCGACUCGAGCGAUGAGGACGAGGGAGGACCGUCAUUCUUUAGUAGCCGAUUCGCCGACUCGAGCGACGAAGAGGACGUGUCUCGGCCGCGGUCCAAGGGCAAAGGGCUCCCCAAGUCGAUGCGGAGCAACAGGUCAUCGAGCGCGGCCGCCGCCAGCGCCAUGGGCAUGACGCCCGUGCUGCGCGACGCGUCUCCGGACCUCCCCGACAGCGACGAUGAUGAAGCUGCGCGGGUCCAGAACGGAGCUCUCACCAACGGCCAGGCGCAGACGCUGCGUCGGAGCAGGUCAGGGCGCGGCACGCUCAUGCCCCUCCAGACGUCACAAGGGGACGAGCCCGCUCGCGCCCGUGGCGGCUUCAUGUCCAUCCUCCGGCGCAAGAAGGACACGUCCAACCGCAUCUCACGAGACGUCGGCGAGAGCGCCGCCCGGCGCGACACCAAGUUUGAGCGCUCGCCGGAGCAGCUGGCGCAGAUCCGCAGCAACAGCCUCCACAAGCGCGAGCCUAGCUGGCCGCUGCCCGACGGGGAGGAGGGGACUUCGGCCGAGGGCUCGCAAGGCGCUGUCCCGGCCGCGACGGACAAGACGCGGCCGUCGACAGCCGGCGGGCCCCCUCCCACCACCAACGGCGGCGCCCGGAAGAGCGCCUUCCUUCGGCGCCGGAGCACCUCGCAGGGCGUCGUGGGGCUGGCGCAGCCUCCUCCGCAGGACGACGACAUCCCGCCCGUGCCAGACCUGCCGCCCGUUAAGAAGAAGAAGUUUGGCGCGCUGCGCAAGAUGCUCGGCAUCCACGACUAG
Molecule: messenger RNA, 4425 nt
Organism: Purpureocillium lilacinum
Lineage: Eukaryota; Fungi; Ascomycota; Sordariomycetes; Hypocreales; Ophiocordycipitaceae
Source: RefSeq, a predicted model, not a curated record